Molecule: messenger RNA, 2024 nt
Organism: Stegostoma tigrinum
Lineage: Eukaryota; Metazoa; Chordata; Chondrichthyes; Orectolobiformes; Stegostomatidae
Product: zinc finger protein 271-like
Exons: 4
Coding region: 334-1878 (514 amino acids)
Biological process (GO): regulation of transcription by RNA polymerase II; central nervous system development
Cellular component (GO): nucleus
Molecular function (GO): RNA polymerase II cis-regulatory region sequence-specific DNA binding; DNA-binding transcription factor activity, RNA polymerase II-specific
Source: RefSeq, a predicted model, not a curated record
GUUUGUUGAGGACCAACUGGCAGAAAGAUCAGGGCACUGUGCAACUCAGAGGGGAGCUCUGUGGUGAUGUUCAUGUACACAUGCUCUGCUGGUCCCCCUCUCUCUUUCUUUUACUGUUUCCCUGUGCUGCUCCAAAAUGGCCAGAUCCAUUCAGCUCCAUUUCAGACAGAACCUCUGUUUAUGUGGCUUCUCUCUCACCUCCCUGCCUUUUUAUUUUUCUGUUUUUAAAUCAGUUUCACAGAGUAUUAGUAGAGUCAGGAAACUCAAACGUCAACAUCAGGAUCUGACCGAGUCACCCGGUUUCUCGGCUCCUGGACAUGAUCAGAUUCAAACAUGGCAUUGAACAGCGCUGUUCACAGUGAGGAGAAACGGUACCUGUGCUCUGUAUGCGGGCAGGCCUACAGCCGAUGGUCUGGACUGUGGAAACAUGAGCACAGUCACACACAGGGGAAGCCGUGGAAGUGCGAUGACUGCGGGAAAGCGUUCGGUUACCCGUCGGACCUGGAAGCUCACCGGCGCUGCCACACCGGGGAGAAGCCGUUCUCCUGCUCGACGUGCGGGAAGGCUUUCGCUGGGUCAUCCACCCUGGUGAUCCACCAGCGGCUUCACACAGGGGAGAGGCCGUUCACCUGUUCCGACUGCGGGAAGCGGUUCACUCGGUCGUACAACCUGCAGGAACACCGGCGGGUUCACACAGGGGAGAGGCCGUUCACCUGCUCUGACUGUGGCAAGGCGUUCACUUGCUCAUCCAACCUGAAGAACCACCGGCGAGCUCACACCGGGGAGAGGCCGUACUCCUGCUCCGAGUGCGGGAAGGCAUUCACUCGGUCGGUCAACCUGCAAAAACACCAGCGGACCCACACGAACAAAUGUCGUAAAAUUGCCGGGGCACUAGGACCCUGCUGCAAACAACCUCUUGUCCCGCCCAUGUUCAUUUACGUCACCAGACUCGUAACGCAUGCGGGUUGCUCCCCGCGAACCAAGAUGGCGGCGGCUCGCCAAAACUUAGUCCUGGCGUCAGACCGCAGUGUCGCAAAAAUGGGACCUGCAGAGAUGGGGAUCUUCGGUUAUGAAGAUCAAUUGGAGAAGAUCAUACUGUUUGUCAAGGGGAAGUGUAGGCUGAGAGGAGAUGUGAUUGAACUGUUCACAAUCAUUGAACAACGUUGGAUCUUGAGCAUGGAAGGGGAAAGCACUGUUCACAGCGGGGAGAAACUGUUCACCUGCUCUGUGUGCGGGCGAGACUUCGGCCGAUCAUCUGCCCUAUCGCGACACAAGCUCUGCCACACCGGUGAGAAACCGUGGAAAUGUGGGGACUGCGGGAAAGGAUUCAAUUAUCCAGUUGAGCUGGAAUCUCAUCGGCGCAGUCACACCGGGGAGAAACCAUUCACCUGCUCUGAGUGCGGGAAGGGAUUCACCCUGUCGUGCAACCUGUUGGCGCACCAGCGGGUUCACUCUGACGAGAGGCCUUUUAAAUGCCCGGACUGUGCCAAGUGCUUCAAAAGUGCCGGGGAGCUGAUGCGACAUGAGCGCAUCCACACCGAUGAGAGGCCGUUCCGAUGCUCCGACUGCGGGACCGGGUUCAAGCAGUUAUCUGACCUCACUGUCCACCAGCGGGUUCAUACCGGGGAGAAGCCCUUCACCUGCCCUGACUGUGGGAAAGGAUUCACCCAGCUGGCGAACCUGCUGACCCACCAGCGCAUCCACACCGGGGAGAGGCCGUUCACCUGCUCGGUGUGUGGGAAGGGGUUCACUACCUUAUCCAACCAGCUGGAACACCAGCGAGUUCACACCGGGGAGAGGCCAUUCACCUGCUCCGUGUGUAAGAAGGGGUUCGCUCACUCAUCCACCCUGCUGAGACACCAGCGGGUUCACAAGUAAACCACUGUGAUCGGAUUAAUCACAUCCAGGACUGGAAACAUUAUCACCGUGGUUUGUUUCUGCUGAUGUUAAUUCCAAAAACUGAACUGGAGUUUAGUAAUAUUCUGGAUAAAAGUCAAAAUAAAUAAUUUCAAACAUUUUAAAGA